CGUGUGUUUUGUUCCCUUGUUUUGUUUCUGUAAGCCAAAUGCUUGGCUGAUUGCACAGGAAACCAACUGCUGUGGGUAUUCACUUCAAUGGGCAAACUUGAAACAAGUCACCAGGGACUGGCUACUACUGAGUUCAAAAAGAAAGAGACAUCUCAAACCUGUAGCAAAGCCAAACUGUGGUGGGAAACACAAGAUGCAAAGAUGAGAAAAGUGGAAGGCACAGCAGGGGGAGAGACAGAUAGAACGAUGUUUUCCUGUCCAUAAUUCAUUAGAUUUAGGCAAAGCUGGAAUGGAGAUUUUAGAAGAAAGAAUAUUUUAAUAAGGGAAAUUUGUCUAAUGUCGGGAAACAUGCUCUUGUGCUGGUGUUCUAUGAGCUGUGCACAGUAAUCUGGGCAUGGAAACACUCUGAAAAAGUUAAUAUGUUACUUGAUAAAAUGCUGCAAAACGUAUUGAAAAGAAUAACUUUCUGCGGGACAGAAGAGGGAGCAAAUGACCUGUGGGCUUCUGCAUCCAUUUCACUUCUUUCCCCAUUGAUUUCAAAAGUCUCUCAGGCUCAGACAAUUGAAAGACAAGGAUCCACUGCCCAACAUCCCCAAGGGAAGGAAAGAGAGUGUGUUUAUACCAAUGAGGGGGAAAAAAAAGAGGAAAAAGAAGGGGGGAGGGAAAGCCUGCAAAAACAGAAGGGAUAGAAGUCCAAACUUGGAUUUUGCUUCCUUCCCCCAGGCUCACACAGGAAUAGCAGACUCCUGAAAAAAAAAGACUAGAGAAAGAUUGCCAUCUUCUGGAAGGAUAAAUAUCUGCCAUUAUUCAGGAUUCUAAAUCUGGCAUAUUUUUAAAGCCGUAGCAUAUAUGUGAUAAAUUUAUUUUUAAACCUGAGCCCAUGUCCAUAAAUCUAAAUUCAGUCACAUUUCAUUAAUAUAUGCUCCAUGAUCCUAGCUUUAGGAACUGACAUAGCAUCCUGGGGUUUAAUGAGAACUCGUGCUUAAAAUUAGAACCUUAUGAAUAUUAGGGAUUAUUCGUAGUGAAAUGAAUUUGAUUUAUUAUUGGGCUUAAAAACCAGUUGGGCUUUUUGUUUUGUUUUGUUUAAACUGAGCAUUAAGAAGUCAAAUUUAAGGUCUUCAGAUGCAGAGACUAAACAAUGAAUAAAUACUACUGCUCUUCUUUUAAGCAUCAGCUCCUUCAGCAAAUUAAGAACAUCUGUGUAAAACAGAGCCUUGCUUUUAAUCAAAAAGCCCACAGACAGCUUGUGAAGCACAGGAACUUUCAGCAUUGCCUUCAGUUAGCCUAUCUUAGUGAUGAUUAUCUAUAUUAGAGGAGCUUAGGCAGUGGCUGGGAUGAAAAUAACUGUGCAGCCAUCAACUGUAAUGCUGGAGGCAUGGAGGGUCAGCACUCUGUAACAGCACUGCCUCUUAGGCAGGCUCCUGAAACCCUGGGCUGUGCAGUCCCCAGAGCUAUUGGUACACCUGCGUCUCCUGAUGGAAGCAUGGGGUGGGAGCAGCACCGCUCUCUCACACUUCUAUUCCACGUGGAGCUGCUCUGAGCCCUCUAGCAACUGGUCCUUCUCAUGAGAGGUGAUGCCGUUGUUGCUGUUCUGCUGCCAAACAAGCUGUAACUAAGCCCUCAAGUAUCACAGGGCCUUUAAGGUUUCAGGGCAGGAGCUCAGAGGGGACUUUGGGUGAGUAUGAAUCUUUCUGUUUCUUUCUAGCUUUCCAAAUUCAUCUGAUGUGAAGCUGCUGGGAGCUGGAAUUCCUGGUGAAAUUCAUGCCUUGAUGGAGCUGCUGAAGAUGUUGCCGUGGCGCCGUGCUUUCCUGGCAGUUAUCCUGAACCUGCUGGCACUCAGCCUCUCCACCACUGCCUUGCUCAGCAGCUACUGGUGCACCGGGACCCAGAAAGUGCCCAAGCCUUUGUGUGGGAAGAGCAAAGACUCCAAGUGCAUCGGUGUCCCCAUGACGCCUGAUGCAGCUGCUAGCAAUGCUUCAGCUCAGGAGGAGGUCCAUUACAGCUGGGAGACCGGGGAUGACCGCUUUUCCUUCAGAUACUUCCACACAGGGAUGUGGCUUUCCUGUGAAGAGAGCAUGGAAGGGCCAGAGGAGAAAUGCCGUAGCUUUAUUGAGCUUUCUCCACCAGCAGAGAGAGGAAUCCUGUGGCUGUCACUGGGGUCAGAGAUGCUGUACAUCAGCCUCUUGCUCAUCAGCUUCAUCCUCCUGAUGGUGGAAAUGCUGCACACCGGCAAUCCUGUCUGCGGACUGAAGCUCAAUGCCUUUGCUGCUGUCUCCUCAGUGCUGUCAGGUCUCCUUGGGAUGGUGGCACACAUGAUGUACAGCCAAGUCUUCCAAGCCACAGUUAAUCUGGGACCAGAGGACUGGAGGCCGCACACAUGGGACUACGGCUGGGCUUUCUACAUGGCCUGGACCUCCUUCACCUGUUGCAUGGCUUCUGCUGUCACCACUCUUAACACCUACACCAAGACAGUGCUGGAGUUCAAGCGCAACCACAUCAAGGGCUAUGAUAUGAGCUUCAAGGAUCAGCCUCAGCACCACCAGUACUUCAUACAGCAGCAAAUAAGCAGCUACUAUGAGUCUCGAGACAAGCCUCUCCAUUCAGUGUCCGAGGGAGUUGAUUUCUACACUGAGCUGCAGAAGAAAGUGCUGCAGCGGGAACCAGAGCUGGACCUGGAUGAGGUCUUGGGACAGACAAUUGGAGAAGAUCAGUGUUAGGGAUGAAUGCACAGGGGCUGAACAGUGGGGUUUGGGAAGCAAAAAGCUCUGAACCAAACAUUAACACUACUAUUAGCAACUUCUUGGGAAGCUCUUCCUUUCUCUAAUGUUCAGGGAGUGAGAAUAAGAAAAUCAGGCACUGGAACAAGGCAACAGCAGUGCCAAGAGGAGGCAAGGCAGGUCCUCUCUGAUCACAACCUGAAGAGUGUCUUCAGCUGGGAACGAUGAAACUGGGGGGUAAAUAUCAUUGGUGCCAUCUGUAUCCAAGCACUGUUAGACAGAACUGAGGCAGGUACCCUAAUCCCAACAGCACUGCACUAAGGAAAAGAUAGACUCAGCCCAACCCAGCUGGCAAAUUGCAUUGCUGGGCCUCUUUGGGUGGAGUCAUAUUGCCAUUCCAGCAAUCUCUUUAGUUCAGCGCUAAGGGCAUAGGUGCUCAUACUGAGUUGCUGUAGUCCUCCCUGAAGACCCUAUUUCUUCCUCAUUUGUAGGCCCAGUCUCCUGUCCAACCCACAGAUUAAAAGUUCUGCUGGAGUAGAAAUGGGAGGUUGCUUUCAAAUAUCUCCUCCCCUCUCUCUUGUCUGUAAAGGCUCCUAUAUGCACCCUCCUUGCUUUGCCCCCUCCAGCUCCCAUUCUGAGAUACUUUCCGGUCUGACUCUUACUAUUGUGCUCCUCCACAUCCUUUAAGAAUCCUAGGCUGAACUCCUGCUUUUUUGUUUCUCUUCACUUGUCCCUUUUCCCCUUAGUGUAAAAAUACCACCAACAGUCCCCAAAUCAAGCAAACUCAUCAUCCCUCAAAGGUGAAAUGGUGGUUCACAUAACACACACUGAUGCUGUACACAGUAUUUAUUUGCUCCACUGCAGUUCACAGUUCAAAUACAUUUUCUCAACAAUAUACAGACAGACUCUUUAUUCACACUGGGGGCGUGUGUAUGCGGGUGGAAUGAAUUCACAUUAUGGAGGAGCUAAUGUCACUGCACUCAAAUAUUAGUUCUCUCAGGAAGAACCUCAGGAGAAUAACUACUUCAGGUAAUAAAUGCCUCACCUUUCCCAGCAAGGUGGUGGCUACAGGAGGAAAGGUGCACUCCUGUUUAAUCUUCAUAUAUUACUGGUCCUCACACUUUCAGUUCCUAUUAUACAGCUGUAUUAACUAACAUAAUAUUAUAAAUACUAAGGCGUCUGGAGGAAAAUCCCAGGCCUAGAGUUGUUGCUAAUAUAUAGAGUCGUGCUAAUAUAUACAAAGCUAUUUACACAAAAAUACCAUUAAACAUAUACAAACUGUUCUCAGCUCUGAUAUUAGGAGAGAAGGGUCCAAAGGCCAGCUUUGGGGCUUGCAGCUAAUCCUGAAGAGCUACACUGAAAGCUGUCCUGGAAGCUUUAUAUGGAGAUGCAAGGAGGAAGAAGAAAGGGUGAUGUAGCAAGACGAGGUGUCAAGAGCCCAGGGGAGCAAACCCAUGUGUCCAUCCUUGAUGUAAGCAUCAAAAUGCUGCCAUCACCUUGCUACUCGGAGGGAAAUGCAGCAAAACAGGAAGAGUACAUGUUAGCAGGAGGACCAAAGAGACAUCUGCAAUUCUCACCUCAGCCUGGCUCUGCAUAAUGUCAAAGGUCAGAUCUGGGAAAACAAGUAACAUGUUGCUGCCCUGCAUUGUGAGGAGUUGCUAGGGCAGAAAAGUUGUUGGUUUAUAUAUAGUUACUUUAUUGCAGGCAAUUUCAUGUAGAUGCUCUGCAACUACAACACACGAGUCUGACAGCACGCUCACAGGCACGAUUCAAGGAACUAAAUGCCCCAAGAGCAAAUAAAUGCGCCUUGGGGGCAGCCUAUUCCUCCUGGAACUGCUGGGCUGGCAGGCCAACGGUCAAAACCAGAACAGGGUCACAUGCACAGAAAAGCUUCCAUCUCUACCUCUUGUCUGAGCCACUAAACCCUGAAGCAGUUGUGUGAGAAUAAGCUUUUCUAUAAGUGUAUCUAUAGUCCAGUGAUCUUUACAGUGCCACUAGGGACCUGAUGACAGCCUCUCCCAAAGGGGCUGCAAUGCUUUUCAAAGGGGAACUCAGUCCAACGAACUGCAACAUGGUGCAACAAUGACACUUCAGGUUUAUACAGAGCUUAAGGACGGAUGAAUAAGAGGUAGAAACGAAACGUGAAGCUUUUGCUUCUUGGAUCUGGGAAAAGAAACACGUAAGUGCAAAUGCUCAAAAAUGUUCUUGCAGCCAUCUUUCUAUCAGGUAAUUCAGCAAGAGAGCCAAUUUGUUUGUGAGUUUGGCAACAGGAUGGUGAAAAGGGCUGAGAGAAUAAGAAAGGCUGUAGACAAGACUUGCCCUGCAGAAGCCAGACAGAGGCUACUUUCCAAAAAUAUGAAGAUUAAAGCAGAUGGUGUUCUUUACCCACAUAAUUUGCCUGUAGUUAUCAUAGACCACCAUAGGCUUUGAGCUUGUUUGUCUGCCUGGAAUACUGUUUGGACAUAAAAAGGAGUGUCCUAAAUCUGUUCAUAAAUUAAACAUAUAAAAAAUAUACAUAUACUCUAUAAAUUGAUACAUAUAUAUAACUCGUGUGUGUGU
Lagopus leucura (white-tailed ptarmigan) is the source of this 5276-nucleotide messenger RNA. It is a transcript of the gene GSG1, whose product is annotated as germ cell associated 1. The coding region runs from base 1770 to 2717 and encodes 315 amino acids. Lineage: Eukaryota; Metazoa; Chordata; Aves; Galliformes; Phasianidae. Gene Ontology annotation, cellular component: plasma membrane. The transcript is spliced from 6 exons. The record is from RefSeq and is a predicted model, not a curated record.